AUGCAAACGAGUUGGGUCCUUGCACAAAAUGUGGAAGCGAAAUGCAAGAAAAAAGAAAAAGGGACCGUGGAGGCGAAUUUAGACCAGUUUUCCGGUGCCCGAGAAAAAGCUGCCACACAUCGAGAUUCUGUCAUCUUGCUCACCGGACAUUCCAAGCCUACGGUGAUUGACUGGUUCAAUAUGUGCCGUGAAGUAUGUAGAGCAAUGGCAUCUCAAACAGUUCGUGGCCAAAUCGUAGGAGCCCAGGAUGUUCCCGUCCAGAUCGACGAGGCGCGUUUUGCUGGCCUUAGAAAAUAUAACCGAUGUAGAAUGUUGCAAUCACCUGUCUGA
Messenger RNA from Psylliodes chrysocephalus, 330 nucleotides. Lineage: Eukaryota; Metazoa; Arthropoda; Insecta; Coleoptera; Chrysomelidae. The record is from the annotation of a GenBank genome assembly.